Messenger RNA from Carassius carassius (crucian carp), 2217 nucleotides. Its product is annotated as cerebellin-2-like. The transcript has 3 exons. The record is from RefSeq and is a predicted model, not a curated record. Bases 120 to 725 code for a protein of 201 amino acids. Gene Ontology annotation, molecular function: protein binding. NCBI's taxonomy places the organism in Eukaryota, Metazoa, Chordata, Actinopteri, Cypriniformes, Cyprinidae.
GUGUGUAUGUGAGAGAAAGAGACGGAGAGAGAGAGUGAGAGAGAGAGAGCUGCUUUCGUCUUCACUGAUCUCCAAAGAUUGCUCGUUAGUGAUAUUUUGCUCAGAGGUCUUCCACUGUCAUGUUGAGAGCCAGGGAACCGGGAUCUUUGGCCGUACUGGCCUCCACCCUUCUUCUGGGAUUCAGCGUUGCGUUUUCCCUCGGACAGAAUGACACAGAACCGGUAGUUUUGGAAGGAAAAUGUUUAGUUGUGUGUGACUCGAACCCGUCUGCCGAAGGAGGAGUGACCUCGUCGUUUGGGAUAUCUGUCCGAGCUGCUGGUGCUAAAGUGGCUUUCUCUGCGGUCAGAGGAACUAACCAUGAACCAUCAGAAAUGAGUAACAAGUCCAUGACAAUCUACUUUGAUCAGGUACUAGUGAACAUUGGAAAUCAUUUCGAUCUUAAGGCGAGUGUAUUUCAAGCUCCUCGGCGAGGCAUUUACAGCUUCAGCUUUCACGUUGUGAAGGUCUACAACCGACAGACAAUUCAGGUCAACCUGAUGCAUAAUGAAUACCCAAUCAUAUCUGCAUUUGCUGGUGAUCAAGAUGUGACCCGAGAGGCAGCAAGUAACGGCGUUCUGCUUCACCUGGAGCGUGAAGACAGACUCUAUCUCAAACUGGAGAGAGGGAACCUCAUGGGCGGGUGGAAGUACUCCACAUUCUCUGGCUUUCUUGUUUUCCCUCUCUAAUUGAAUAGAGCCCAUUUUAAAUGGUCCAGACUGAAGACCAAGGGACAUUUCCAUAUCUGCUUUUAAAAAUGAAGGUAGCAAAGAGAACAUGGAAUACGUUAGUUUAUUUUAUUUAUUCUUAGGAUCUGAAGAAAUGUAUGUAUGUAUGUGCGUAUAUAUAUGUAUGCAUUUAAUUAUUUGUGAGAUUCAAAAGGAAGUAGGACAGUGACAAUAUUUGGACUAAGUGAUGUCUGGAUAUUGCUUUUGGAAAGAGUGGUUUGUUAUUGUCAGUGAUAUUUUUGCAUUCAGAAGCAUAUUUUGCACGAAAUGUGUUUUGUUAUGUGUUUGUCUUUUAUUGUUUUGUAUAGCCCUUUUAAAUCUGAUGUUCAGUAGUAGCAUAAUAAGUACAAAAAAACAGUAAUUUCUGUUUGAUCGUUGUUUUUUUUGGCUUAAUGCAUAGGCAGGCAAUGAUAUCUUGCAUUUUUAUAUUACUGAAUGUAAAUAUACUCAUGUCAUAAACACAAGGAAUGUAUUUAAAAACUCUUUUAGGGCUCAAAUGUUUUAUUUUGCAAGAAGGGUAUAUAAAGUCUUAAAGGCAUGGGGAAAGGAACAUUUCAUCAUUUGCUCACCCUCAUGUUGUUCCAAACCUUUAUGAAUUUCUUUCUUCUGUUAAACACAAAAUAAGAUAUUUUGAAGAAUGUUGGCAACCAAACAGUUGAUGGUAGCCACUGACAAAGUGUGAGAAAAAAAUACUAUGGAAGUCAAAGGCUACCAGCAAUCAUUUCAAUUUUGGGUGAACUGUCCCAAAAUAGAUUUAAAGAAGAGAAAAACUCAACACUGUCCGUGGUGCUGAACAACAGCUGUCCAGUGGCAAUCUUGUCAAGCACACAUAUGAAUGAUUAUUAAAUGCUUACAUCAAAAUAAGCAGUGCAACAUUUAUCAGUCAAAUUUGUUUUGGAUAAAUAUGUCACCUACAGUUGAGUACAGCAUAGACCUUCAGUACUUAAACUUCAUCUACAGAUCCACAUGGGGAUUUUAUUACUUUAAAAGUUGUAUUUGAGAGUAAUUGUGUAACAAGAGUGUAAACAUAUAUAAUAUUCAAAUAUAUCUGAUUAAGUCUCUCAACGGGGGAAGUUUAAGGAAGGAUGAAAGUAGCAUCCACCUACAGAGUUCAAUAUGUGCAAAAACUGGCAAGAUAUAGACACCAUGCAGACAUGUUGUCUCUCCAUUUAGGGCAGGGCAGUGUGUUUCAAGAUGCUGUCUUACACAAUACUGAACUUUAAAGAUUUAACAUUUAUAGCUUUAUAUAUUUUUCAAAGCAUGGCUGGGAAACAGCAUGGAAAUUAGGUAAUUUAUUACCAUGGGCACAAUUAAAAACUGUGAAGACAGCAAUAUUUGGAGUUGAAAUGCAAAUGUGCUGAGGUAUGAGAAUGAUGUGGGUGUUAAGUGUUAAACGGUGAAAUAUUCCUUCCAAGAGUAGAGCUUAAAAAGACGCUAGCACAUAUUUUCACUC